Populus nigra (black poplar) is the source of this 3048-nucleotide messenger RNA. RefSeq lists its product as uncharacterized. Gene Ontology annotation, biological process: DNA integration. The coding region runs from base 1 to 3048 and encodes 1015 amino acids. Gene Ontology annotation, molecular function: nucleic acid binding. NCBI's taxonomy places the organism in Eukaryota, Viridiplantae, Streptophyta, Magnoliopsida, Malpighiales, Salicaceae. The transcript has 7 exons. The record is from RefSeq and is a predicted model, not a curated record.
AUGGUACGUACCCAUCAAGAGAUUAGAACAGAUCUAUCCUCUGCAGGGAGGGGGAAUAGAAAUAUAGACUUUUCCGAGGGGCAAGAAGAGAGCCCUUUGGAAGAUACUGCUUCACAUGCACCGGUAGUAUCGACUCAAGCAGGGCAUGAAGAAUUGUCGGGGCCUCAAAUUAGACAGGCAUCAAGGCAAAUUGGGGAUGUUCGGCCAACCAUGUCAGCUCCGGGGGAACGAGUAGAGGAGCCCCCUCAGACUACACCUGCAGGGCCAUCUGUUUCUUAUGUUGAUCCGAUGCUCUUAGCCCAGCUAGUCAAAGCAGUAAUGGAAGGUAUGGCUAAUGCUGCCACUCCUAUGCCAGCACCCGCACCUGCACCCAUCAUACCAACCGUUUCAGAAGCAGUUACAGCUACUAAUAACGUGGUACAACUAGUUCGUUUGGUGAAAAGUAUGAGAGAAAUGGUUGUGAACCCUACUCAGGUGAACAGAAUGCUGAAGUGGCGGGAAGACGGUGCUAUGACUUGGUGGGAGACAAUUCAGUUGAAGAGGGCUACAGAAACCCUAUCUUGGGAUGACUUCAAGAUAGAGUUUGAGAAUCAAUACUACUUCAAAUAUCAUCGGAAGAUGAAGGAACAUGAAUUCCUAGCUUUGAGACAGGAGGGAAUUUCAGUGCUCGAGUAUGAGAGACGAUUUUAUGACCUCUCACUAUUCGCAUCGCAUUAUGUCCCAUCAGAACAACACAUGAUAGAAAAGUUAAGGAAUGGCUUCAGACAAGAAUUGAAGCAGGGGUUGAUUGCUUUGCAAUUCAAGACAGUAAGGGAACUGAUUGAAGCAGCACAGGCCUUGGAGGCUUGUAUGGAAGAAAGCCAACAAAGUCAUGGGGGUACAGGAAAAAGAAAGGAUAUGGAAUUUUUAGGCAGGCCACCACUUCCAAAGAAAGGGCUACAGCUGCAAGGGGGCAUAAUGAUCAGAAGGAAAUUGGCUACCCUCGAUGUGCUCAGUGUGAACAAAAACACCCAGGGAGUUGUAUGGUUUCUCCUGGACAAUGCUAUAUAUGUCGAGGAGAAGGUCAUAAGUGGAAAACCUAGACAUAGGCAGCAAAGUCAGAGUCAUCAGCAGUCUAUCACAGUAAACAGACCGGGAAGGUCGACUCAGUCAGGAGCUAACUCAAAUAGGGGACGAACUAGAGUGCAAAAUGAAAGGGAUCAAGGAAGGGUUUUCCGUAUGACCCAGGAGGAUGUCAAAGCAGCAUCAGAUGUGGUGGCAGAAAAAGGUAAAAUAGGACUGUCUGACAUUCCAAUUGUGAGGGAGUUUCCGGAUGUAUUUCUGGAAGAAUUGCCAGGACUACCCCCAGAAAGAGAAGUUGAAGUCACCAUAGAUACAUUUCCUGGGGUGUCUCCUAUAGCCCAACCACCGUAUAGAAUGGCCCCAAAAGAAUUGGAUGAGUUGAAAAUUCAAUUGCAGGAGCUUUUAGACAAAGGGUUCAUACGACCAAGCAACUCACCUUGGGGGCACCUAUAUCCACUUCCGCGGAUAGAUGAUUUGUUCGAUCAGUUGAAGGGUGCCAAAGUAUUCUCAAAGAUUGAUUUAAGAUCAGGAUACUACCAAAUGCAAAUCAAGGGGCAAGAUGUUUCGAAAACUGCCUUCAGAACUCACUACGGACACUUUGAGUUCUUAGUGCUACCCUUUGGAUUAACUAAUGCUCCAGCUCUUUUUAUGGAUUUAAUGAACCGAGUAUUCCAACCAUACCUUGAUAAAUUUGUUGUCGUAUUCAUCGAUGACAUUUUGGUUUACUCCAAAUCCUAUGAGGAGCAUGAACAACACCUGAGACAGACACUACAGACUCUGAGGAGCCGCCAGUUGUAUGCCAAGUUGGAUAAAUGUGACUUCUGGUUAAAGGAAGUUACCUUUUUGGGGCUUGUAGUGUCUUCAAAAGGCAUUUUUGUGGACCCUCAGAAGGUGGAAGCAGUUUUGAGAUGGGAAAGGCCUACUACGGUAACUGAAAUUCGUAGUUUUCUCGGAUUGGCAGGGUAUUAUAGAAGAUUUAUCGAAGGGUUUUCAAUGAUAGCAACUCCAUUGACACGGCUCACCAGGAAGAACAUAAGGUGGGAGUGGUCAAAGAAGUGCGAGGAGAGCUUUCAAGAAUUGAAAAGAAGACUUACUACUGCCCCCGUACUAAUCCUUCCAUCCAAAACAGAAGGCUUUGUAGUCUACAGUGAUGCCUCAAGAAAAGGACUGGGUUGUGUUCUAAUGCAGUAUGGAAAAGUAGUUGCCUAUGCAUCGAGACAACUGAAGACUCAUGAAGUCAACUAUCCAGUUCACGACUUAGAAUUGGCAGCAGUAGUUUUCUCUUUACGAGUAUGGAGGCACUACCUAUACGGAUCUCAGGUCCAAAUUUUCACGGAUCAUAAGAGCCUUAAAUAUCUGAUGUUGCAGAAGGAGUUGAAUAUGCGACAACGGAGAUGGGUAGAAUUAAUUAAAGACUACGACUGUAUUAUAGAUUAUCAUCCAGGAAAAGCAAAUGUCGUCGUGGAUGCUCUCAGCCGUAAAGACAAAGUGAUUAAGAGUGGACCAACGACUUGGAAUGAGGAAACCAUGAUGGAGCUAAAGAGAUUGGGGGCAAUAUUAAGUUGGGAGAUGAUCACAAUGGACUUUGUGUCGGGACUACCCAGAGGAAAGAGGGGAAAUGAUGCAAUCUGGGUCAUUGUGGAUCGACUAACUAAGUCUGCCCUUUUCCUACCAGUAAAGAUGACAGAUCCAGUUGACAAGUUGGCUAAGAUUUAUGUGAACGAAGUUGUAAGACUUCAUGGAGUCCCAAUAUCAAUUGCUUCAGACCGAGACCCAAGAUUUACUUCACGUCUCUGGUCGAGCAUACAACGUGCCUUGGGGACAAAUUUGAGUAUCAGUACUGUCUUUCAUCCACAGACUGAUGGCCAAUCUGAGAGAGUGAUUCAGAUCUUAGAAGAUUUACUUAGGGCAUGUGCUUUGGAAUUUGGUGGAAACUGGGAGGAGCACCUGUCACUAGUAAAAUUCACGUAUAACAACAGUUAUUAG